This is a messenger RNA of Ictidomys tridecemlineatus (thirteen-lined ground squirrel), 2401 nucleotides long. It is a transcript of the gene Dnaja1, whose product is annotated as DnaJ heat shock protein family (Hsp40) member A1. Gene Ontology annotation, biological process: response to heat; protein folding. NCBI's taxonomy places the organism in Eukaryota, Metazoa, Chordata, Mammalia, Rodentia, Sciuridae. The record is from RefSeq and is a predicted model, not a curated record. Gene Ontology annotation, molecular function: Hsp70 protein binding; ATP binding.
GACGCGCCCCAGCUCGACUACAAAAGACGACGGCUGCGGCGCGCCGGGCGGAACUUUCCAGAACGCUCGGUGAGAGGCGGAGGAGCGGCGGCUGCCGGGGCUGCACACAGUUACGCGCUCCUUCCCACUCCCUCACAACGGCCCCAGCCCGCUCACCGGCUGUAGAAAAUGGUGAAAGAAACCACUUACUAUGAUGUUUUGGGGGUCAAACCCAAUGCCACCCAGGAAGAAUUAAAAAAGGCUUACAGAAAACUGGCCUUGAAGUACCACCCUGAUAAGAAUCCAAAUGAAGGUGAAAAGUUUAAACAGAUUUCUCAAGCUUAUGAAGUUCUCUCUGAUGCCAAGAAAAGGGAAUUAUAUGACAAAGGAGGAGAACAGGCAAUUAAGGAGGGUGGAGCAGGUGGUGGUUUUGGCUCCCCCAUGGACAUCUUUGAUAUGUUUUUUGGAGGAGGAGGAAGGAUGCAGAGAGAAAGGAGAGGUAAAAACGUUGUGCACCAGCUCUCAGUAACAUUAGAAGACUUAUAUAAUGGUGCAACAAGAAAACUGGCUCUGCAAAAGAAUGUGAUUUGUGACAAAUGUGAAGGCCGAGGUGGUAAGAAAGGAGCAGUAGAGUGCUGUCCCAACUGCCGAGGUACUGGAAUGCAAAUAAGAAUUCAUCAGAUAGGACCUGGAAUGGUUCAGCAAAUUCAGUCUGUGUGCAUGGAGUGCCAGGGCCAUGGGGAACGGAUCAGUCCUAAAGAUAGAUGUAAAAGCUGCAAUGGAAGGAAGAUAGUUCGAGAGAAGAAGAUUCUGGAAGUUCAUAUUGACAAAGGCAUGAAAGAUGGACAGAAGAUAACAUUCCAUGGUGAAGGAGACCAAGAGCCAGGACUGGAACCAGGAGAUAUUAUCAUUGUAUUAGAUCAGAAGGACCAUGCUGUUUUUACUCGACGAGGAGAAGACCUUUUCAUGUGUAUGGACAUACAGCUGGUGGAAGCAUUAUGUGGCUUCCAGAAGCCAAUAUCUACUCUUGAUAAUCGAACCAUAGUCAUCACCUCUCAUCCAGGUCAGAUUGUCAAGCAUGGAGAUAUAAAGUGUGUGCUAAAUGAAGGUAUGCCAAUUUAUCGUAGACCAUAUGAAAAGGGUCGCCUAAUCAUCGAGUUUAAGGUAAACUUUCCUGAAAAUGGCUUUCUGUCUCCUGACAAACUCUCUUUGCUGGAAAAACUCCUACCUGAGAGGAAGGAAGUGGAAGAGACUGAUGAAAUGGAUCAGGUAGAACUGGUGGACUUUGAUCCAAAUCAGGAAAGACGGCGCCAUUAUAAUGGAGAAGCAUAUGAGGAUGAUGAACAUCAUCCCAGAGGUGGUGUUCAGUGUCAAACCUCUUAAUGGGGCCAGUGAAUAACACUCACUGCAGGCAUUUUAUAUGCAGUAGUGAAUGAGUGAAGGACUAUAAUCAUAAUAUGCUCACUACUUGCUAUUGUUUUUGUUUUAAUAUUCAAUUAUAGUAGUGUUUUAAAAGUUAAAUGAAGAAUAAACACAAAUAUAAAAGCUCUGACUUUGCCCUGUAUGUAUGAUGACUUCAGUGUGCAAGAAGUUGUUUAAUACCUGUAAAGACUACUUUUAAAAAAGUUCCCCUAGCAUCUGUUAGGCUUGUAAUUGAUUUCAGCUGUGUAUGUGGACAAACUUAGACUGAAAUACUAGGUAUAUGUGUUGAUUUCGGUGUAUGACCCUUCAUUGUUAAGCUAUAAAAUUAAAACUCUGUAUUUAACUUGCAAUCAGAAAAAGAAAACUUAAUUUGUAGAGGAGUGUUGGUCUGUCUAGUUAUUUGUAUUAAGUGGGACUCUUGUGAUGACUCUGCAUUCUAUUGCCUCAGCUUAUUUGAAGGUGACAUAAUGUAUAAUUUUGCUUCUGGUAUCAGUGAAAGAAAUGAUACCUUUCAAAAGAUGGGGUUUAUCAUAUGCUGCUUCUUAAGGGCUUGCACUUGUAGAAUUGCAUUCCCUUCUAUUGUGCCAUCUUUUAAAAUAUAUAUAUAUAUAUAUAUAUAUACAUACACAUAUAUACAAAACUGUGUUGACCAGUCCUGGUUACAUUUUUCCCUUCUCUUUGGACCAUGAAAAGCCCUGGUAGUGAAAUCCAGAGCUGGAUAACAUAGAAAUUAAAAUGAAGAGACCUAUACAUGGAAAAGUAGUUUGCAUGUAUAAUAUAGGAAGGUGUUCCUUAGGUAUGUUACAGACUUAAACCAUUUGAUUUGCCUUAUGCUCCAAAGUAACUGUAAUUUUUGAUGUUGGUAGUCUAGCAAAUAUGAUGAAUAGCUUUAACUGUAUGUUUAAAGUCAUCAUAUGUUCACAUGCUUAAAUCUGGAUAUCAGAAUUUAAGCAAUUCUUGAAAUGUAUGAAUGUCUCCUUAAUAUACUGAUUACAAAGCA